AAGCCUCGAUACGCGCUUUACAAAACCCAUCCUGUAUCACUCGACACACGCUUCGAAGCCUCGACCCGGGAGGACAGAUCACUAGAUAUCACCAUGUCGGUGGCGUUCGCACCUCACAGGCAGCGCGGAAAAGGCGACAUUACACCCGCGGGAAUUCAGAAGCUACUCGACGAGAACAACCAUCUGAUCCAGUGUAUAAUGGACUUCCAGAGUAAAGGCAAAACAGCAGAGUGUUCACAGUAUCAACAGAUGCUGCACAGAAAUCUAGUGUACCUCGCCACGAUAGCAGACUCCAAUCAAAACAUGCAGUCUCUCCUCCCUGCUCCACCCACUCAAAACAUGCCCAUGGGCCCUGGUGGGAUGAGCCAAAGUGGACCCCCCCCCCAGCCUCCUCACGGUCACACAAUGCCCUCUGAGGGUAUGGUCAGCGGUGGCCCUCCAGCCCCACACAUGCAGAGCCAGAUGAAUGGACAGAUGCCUGGGCCUAAUCACAUGCCCAUGCAAGGUCCAGGUCCUAACCAGCCCCCAAACAUGCCCAGUGGCUCUAUGAAUAUGCCCCCCAGCGGUCAUGGCUCGAUGGGUGGUUACAAUCACGCCGUCCCCUCCUCUCAGGGCAUACCAGCUCAGAGCCAAAUGAACAUGACCCAGGGCCAACCCAUGGCAAACUAUGGUCCACGGCCAAACAUGAACAUGCAGCCCAAUCAAGGCCCCAUGAUGCACCAGCAGCCUCCAUCCCAGCAGUAUAACAUGCCUCCUGGUGGUGGCGGACAGCACUACCAAGGACAACAGAACCCUAUGGGCAUGAUGGGUCAAGUCAACCAGGGGAAUCAUGUCAUGGGGCAGAGGCCGAUGCCACCCUACAGACCUCCUCAGCAAGGACCCCCUCAGCAGUACCCAGGGCAGGAAGACUACUAUGGGGACCAGUACAGUCACGCAGGACAGGGAGCCUCAGAAGGUAGGCGAACCCUCCGGUCACUUGGAGAAAACCAACAACAAACCCCUGAAGGUAAUGCCCAGUAUGGCCAACAACAGGAAGCAUAUCAGCAAGGCCCUCCCCAGCAGCAGGGCUACCCUCCUCAGCAGCAGUACCCAGGUCAGCAGGGCUACCCACCACAGCAGCAGGCUUACGGUCCCUCCCAAAGUGCCCCGGGGCAGUAUCCCAACUAUCCUCAGGGGCAGGGGCAGCAGUAUGGGGCCUAUCGCCCUCCUCAACCUGGACCCCCCCAGGGCCAGCAGCAGCGCCCUUACGGUUAUGACCAAAGCCAGUACGGAAACUACCAGCAAUGAGAGAAGGUCACAGCACCCCCCACAGCUCUGCUCUAAUCUCUGUCUGAGCUUUGACCUCCGGUCUAUCG
Molecule: messenger RNA, 1355 nt
Organism: Limanda limanda (common dab)
Lineage: Eukaryota; Metazoa; Chordata; Actinopteri; Pleuronectiformes; Pleuronectidae
Product: protein SSXT-like
Exons: 10
Coding region: 94-1287 (397 amino acids)
Biological process (GO): positive regulation of transcription by RNA polymerase II
Cellular component (GO): nucleus
Molecular function (GO): transcription coactivator activity
Source: RefSeq, a predicted model, not a curated record